CAAAUCCGUCUCAAACCAGCCAGUUCAAACGAACCGUCUAAACGAAUCGAUUCUCCAAAACAAAUCGAGCCCUCCGUUCUCUCAGGCACUCGACGGAACCACUACAUCCGGGUAACUGCUGGGGUCCUGACAGCGCGGAAAAAAAAGCGUUAGCUAAAUAAUCCGAGCAGCAUGUCUGGAAGAGAAGGAGGUAAAAAGAAGCCCCUCAAGGCUCCCAAGAAGCAGUCGAAGGAGAUGGACGAGGACGAAAUGGCUUUCAAACAGAAACAAAAAGAGGACCAGAAAGCAAUGGAGCAAUUGAAAGCCAAGGCUGCUGGGAAAGGACCUUUAACUGGAGGUGGAAUCAAGAAAUCUGGGAAGAAGUGAAUGUGGUUUAGUGUAUUUUUUGCUUGCUGUUCAAACCACCAACUCAAGAUUUGGGUCCACGAUGGCAACAACAAAUGAAUUUCUUUUUUUUUAAGUUACUUUAUAUUUCUCUUGUAAAGAAAAAGUAAUAAAGUUUGUAAUGACUGUACAUUUCAAUUUCAGAGGUUUUAAUUAAUGAUUGUGAAACAUCAUGAUAAAACAGCUGUAAAACAUCCAAACAAGUGAUCCAUUAUGUUGUCAUUCAUUCACACUUUUCAUGUCCUCGAUUGUGUCUUUAUUUAACCUAAACAAACACAGACACACACAAAAACACCAUGUUAGCAUUGUAUGUUUAUGUUUUAGUCAUUUUUCUGCUGUGUGUAAGUGUCAUACUUUUCGUUUCUUGGAUUUGUCCUUGAGCUCCACCUCUACUGGAUAGUGGUCACUCACUUUCAGCGCCUGUGAAGACAUUUAAUCUUAUAAACCACAUUCUGUAAGCUAAAUGUACAGUGAUAACUCAUGGAAAUUGUGAUUAAAUCAACUGUGACCAUAAAACCAGUCAUCAGGGAGCCUUUAUGAAAAAUCAAAAACCUUAUUUACAAAAUGUGUGUAUGCUCAGUGUGUGUAUGUGCUUCAAUCAAUGGCAAUGUUCAUAGUUAUAAAAGCGUGGGAAAAUACUUUCUGCCAUGUCAAGAUCUGAGCAGGGGUACAUGCGUAUUCUCGUGGAAAUAUGGCCGUUAUUCCUACAUCUAAUAAAAGCAGAGUGUGCUAGUAAUGGGGGAAACCAAGUGAAACAGCGCUAUAGUGACCCCUGGUGGUCGAAACUAAAUGCAACUAGAAGCCUGGCAAAACAUCAACAGAUUUGGUUUAUAAAACGUAUUGCUAGCUUUAAAUUGAAAGUGUAACCUAUUAAAUCUUGUGUACUGUUUAGAUAGACUA
Molecule: messenger RNA, 1284 nt
Organism: Danio rerio (zebrafish)
Lineage: Eukaryota; Metazoa; Chordata; Actinopteri; Cypriniformes; Danionidae
Gene: tma7
Product: translation machinery associated 7 homolog
Source: RefSeq, marked validated